Molecule: messenger RNA, 704 nt
Organism: Paecilomyces variotii
Lineage: Eukaryota; Fungi; Ascomycota; Eurotiomycetes; Eurotiales; Thermoascaceae
Exons: 3
Coding region: 327-704 (125 amino acids)
Source: RefSeq, a predicted model, not a curated record
UUAGUAGAUUGGCCAUCAGGUCCUGCAUCUCCGUUUUUACCAAAAGUAGACGUCUGAAAAUGGAUUCCUCCUUGAUUAAUCACAAUUCUGCGUAAGCUUCACUGACGGUCUCGAUGAACUUGGGCAAGCUCGUAUUAGGGUAGUGCCUCCCAGAGAUAGACCGAUUCUGUCUCAGGAAACAGUAAACCGCGUUGUACGAACUAUGGAAGGCACGUUUAAUGCUUCCAUUCCAUUAAAAGGCGUACUACUGUCAACGUCUCUCCUUGUAGUUCAGUAUUCACACGUACAGCACCAGGUAAGUUCAGUGGCCCUGAUACGGUUGUUUAAUGUCCGCCGCGGAGCUAAUUAAAUAUCGAUGGUUCUCGCCACAGGAAAGUCAAAACAAGAUGUGCAAACGAAUACAGCUCGUCUACACCUGCGGGUGUAGAAAAGAAGGGGAUCAGAUACAGUGUGAUGAUCGGCGGGGGACGAAUACCAGAUGCGAAGACAAAAAAAUUGCAACCGAAAAUAGGGAUGUUGGCAAUUAUUGUUUUAAACAUCUUGUCAAGGACGGCACCCAGAUCACAUACGACCGUGGGGAAGGCAACGGCAAUAAUAAAGGUAAGCGGCCUGCAUCCGCGACCUCGGCGGCCCCCAAGGCCAAAAAGCCACGGGUGGAGGUGGAUGAGGAGGACGAAGAGGAUGAGUUGAACUUCUUGGCGUAA